AGUCAGGUCAGAGGAGCGUCAAAUCAUUUAGCAGCGGUUACUAAGUCAAUUGGGUCACACCCUAGUUGUUGUGGAGACGGUUGUGCCUCAACCUGUCUGCCCUAAAACAACAUCCAAAGUACUGUCAUCAGGUGUGGGUUGUCAUCGACGCUGAAUCAGGGAGAUAAGUCAUUCAACACACGAAAACAAGUUGCAACAAUAUUUCCCACACACUUUCUGGGUUUAUAUGCAGUCAUUCAGUUACAGGGGUCUGUUGUAUUUCAAUAUUAGUUGGCAUGAAAGGUUCUUCAAGAGCAUCUUGACAGCGAUCUUGGCAGCUCGCUCCCUGGCACCAGCUCUUCCACCCGGUAUUCCUUUCUGGCUCUUUGUUGCAUGGAAAAACACGCAGGUUUACACAGAUGUCAGUAAUGCAGGGAAACCCCUCAGGCUCAGAUUCUCCAGCAACAUGAGCCAGAUGCAGUCUGGCUCACCUCCAGACGAGACAUGAUGACAUUUAUGGACUGAGCCAGUCGGGGUGAAGCAACCAGCGCCGAUAAAGAGGAAAGAGUAGAGACUCCUCACACGCUUUGCUUCAGCCCUGUGGCAGCCAGGGUGGGAUGAGUCGCUAGCAUGGAAACUAAAAGCUAUCAGGCCACAUCCAGGUGAAACAGGACAAUGACUUUCAAUCUCAAUUCCCUGCCAAUACACAGAUCACACCAACUUUUAAAGUCCGUCUGGGAGAUAUGCUCUUGGUGCUGGCUCGGCUCAGUCACAGGAGGAGUGCUGUUGGCCUCCAGAAGAUGGCUGCGCCGGUUCUUACUGCUAAAGCUGGUGAUGGUGCUGCUGCUCCCCCAUGGAGCAGGCAUCCCCCUGCUGUUGGGCUGUAUGUUGAGCCUGCGAGCGCUGCUGCUGCUCCGCUCCCCUCACAUCUCCACCAAGCCCUCCACUGUAUUCCUGGGCCAGCUGGCUCUCUCCGACAGUCUGGUUCUGCUGCAGUGGGUGCUGCGGCUGGGAGCGACGCUGUCCUGGUGGAUGGAGGAGGUGGGCUGUGAGGUUGAGAUGGGCCUCGUGAAGAAGGGGGAAUCGGUUUGGUGGAGGGAGACUGUGAGCGUGCUCUGUCAGCAGCUGCUUGAUGCUCACCACCUGGCCUCUCUGCUCCUGCUGGGGCUGCUGGGGCUGGAGGCUACGCUGGUGUCACGUUGGCCCCAGCAGACUCGAAACUUCCGGACCUCUCACUGGGCUCAGCUCACCUGCAGCCUGGUCUGGAUACUUGUGCUGCUAGACCUCCUGCUAUCACUACACUCAAAGAUUUUACAUAACGCCAGACCUCAGAUUUACUCCUCAAAACUCAACGACUCUCAAACUUCAUAUGGGGGUUUGGGGCCCCCUCCCCCCCUUCCUGUUUUCUCCCCCUGCCUGAGGAGGAUAUUAUGGCUGGUGAAUUUAUGGCUGCAAUAUGCUGUGUUACAAUGUAAAGCACGGAGGAGAAAGAGCUCUUUAGAUUAAAAGUUGUGGCUGAAAAAACAAAUACACCCGUCAAUUCUUUGCCCUUUUUAAUAUAUUUUAUUUAUAUAAUAAAACUACAUUGAAUGUG
Seriola aureovittata is the source of this 1573-nucleotide messenger RNA. RefSeq lists its product as uncharacterized. The record is from RefSeq and is a predicted model, not a curated record. Lineage: Eukaryota; Metazoa; Chordata; Actinopteri; Carangiformes; Carangidae. The transcript has 2 exons. Bases 655 to 1485 code for a protein of 276 amino acids.